GUGGUUGCAUGGAAGCACCGGUGUCCUCGACGGCCCCAGAAGCAUCUUCGAGCAAUUCCCGCGGAACCCGCAGCAAACGAAAUCCCCGCCCACAUGAUCACAGCCAGUCACAUCUAGAUCAAGCUCAGGACCAGCCCUCUGCCCGCGGACGGGGUCAAGGCCAAGGUGCCCGCGGUGGUCCAAGCAGAGCGCGCGGCCGAGGCAGAGGCGGCCAGCCCGGGAACAGGGCCAAUCCCCAGCCAGAGGGGCAGCAGCCAGGGAACCGCCCAAAGGAAAAGAGCCAUCGCACCCCCGCUCCGACCGCCGGGGAUUCGCAGACAGAUCGCCCAGGUACUCUGCCUACCCAAGACAAGAAGCCACAUGGGAGACGCGCUGCAAAGUUCAAAGGAUCUCUCACCACCGCAACGGACGACGCCCCCGAUGCAUCGACGCACAAGAAACCUGCCGGCAAAACACACCCGCCCCGCAGAGCAGCCGAGCCCGACACCCUCGCAGGCAGACUCGCCCAUGCUCUCCAGACCCCCCCUUAUGCAGAUUGCCCUAUCUGCUUCAACUCUAUACAUCCAGCUGCCCCAACCUGGUCAUGCGCUCCACCCACUCUUGGCCGGGCCGACCAGACAGACGAGAAACCGGACACUGACAGCAAGGAUGACUGUUGCUGGACCACCUUUCAUCUCAAGUGCAUCAAGUCUUGGGCCUCCAAGAGUGUCAAAGACUUGGAAGCAGCCUGGCGUGCACGCGGUGAGGAGCGACCGGGAGAGUGGAGGUGUCCAGGAUGCCAGGCAAGGAGGAUGCAAGUCCCCUCCGAGUACAAAUGUUUCUGUGGCCAGUCUACUUUGACCCCAAGCGGAUCUCGUAACAUGGCGCACUCCUGCGCAGCGCCGUGUGCCCGUCCCCGCCGGCUUUGCACCCAUUCAUGCCCUCUUCCAUGCCAUCCCGGCCCUUGUCCGCCUUGCAAUAUCACCGUCCGCCAACAGUGCUGGUGCAAGAAGGAAGAGCGCGCUUGGCGGUGCUCAGAGAUCUCUCGCUCUCAUCGCUCUCUUGACGCCAUCUCAGACCAGAGCGGCGUUUCCUGCGCUCAGGUUUGUGAUAAACCUCUCAGUUGCGGCAAUCCCGAGCACCGCUGCGCCAUGUUAUGUCAUCCAGGUCCCUGCACUCCUUGCGAGGAGGAAGAACAGGUUCUCUGUUUCUGUGGCAAGCAGACCAAGCGUGUCAAGUGCGGAGAAGACAGGCAGCGUGCUGUUUCAUGUAGCGUCGAAGGAGAGAAUUGGGAAGGAAGAUUCAUGUGCGACGGAGCUUGCGAACGACCUUUCGCCUGUGGAACGCAUACAUGCUCACUCUCCUGUCAUCCCCCAUCUUCUCGCCCUCCGACUUGCCCGUUCGAUCCAGUAUUGAUGACCAAUUGUCCAUGCGGCAGAAUAUCACUUGGAAGUGGCAAUGAGUAUUUACUGGUCAUCUCAGCCACACCAAAUGAUCCCAAAGACCCGUCCCUUCCCCGUGACCACAAACAUCCACCGCCCGGCUAUCUUCCACGUACAUCUUGUACUACACCCGUCCCAACCUGUCUUUCCCUAUGUACACGCCCACACGCAGCUUGCGGUCAUCCGUGCGAAGCUCGCUGUCACCCGGGACAAUGUCCACCCUGCGCGGUACGCCUCCGGCGUGCCUGUCGCUGUGGCAGCCACGUUCGCGAGGUCGUCUGCGGCGAGGAAGGCGAGGGCCGCGAUUGGGCGUGUGGUCGCGUCUGCAACGGCAUGUUGAAUUGCCGCAGACACCGCUGCACUCGUGCUUGCUGUCCACUUGCGUCGCUUUCCGCUGCAGCGGCGGGGAAGCGCAAGGCUGCGGCCGGAGCCUUGGAGCUGGACGAUGACCAGGAUGGUGGUUUGCACACCUGCGAGUUGAUAUGCGGAAAGGUACUUGGCUGUGGAAAUCACACAUGCGAGCGCCGAGACCACCGAGGUGUGUGCGGUAAUUGUUUGAGAAGUGAGUUUACCGAGAUGAUAUGUCCUUGUAGUCGCACCAUUCUAGACCCGCCAAUACCGUGCGGAACCCGCUUAGAGUGCAGUUACUCCUGUAAUCGCCCUCAAGCGUGUGGACAUCCUGUCGUUCCACACGCAUGCCACGCAGCUUCGCGCAUCAGGGCUUCAACUGGACAAGAAGAAUGGAUCGUUGCGGGCGCGGAGGUACCUUGGGCGGAAAGCGAUAACCCCCAGCAAGAGCCUGACGAUGAGAACGUCGAACAGACUGAGGGUGGAAAUAGAGAGCUGGAAUGGCAGCCCUCGCCUUGCCCGCCUUGUCCAUUCCUGGUCCGAAAACAAUGCGCUUGCGGAAAAAAGGAAGUCGACAACGUCCGCUGUGCACAAGACCGGAGUAGGGUCAGCUGUGGUACUGUUUGUGGCCGUCUGCUCGCCUGCGGAUAUCAUAGCUGCUCAUCAACCUGCCAUCCUCCACCGUGUGGAGCAUGUGCAGCGCCAUGUGGCAAGCCACGCCGGUCCUGCUUGCCUGCUCACCAUCCUUGUACAGCCCCAUGUCACGCACCGGCCUCUUGUCCCGAGGACGAGCCAUGUCUAGCGCCCGUCACACUCACCUGCGCCUGCGGACGGAUGCGCAGUGUUGUACCAUGCAUGCGUGCCACACCGUCCAACAACGCUGGCGGGCGCGCUUCGGCCGAUCCGGAUAUACGUGAGGGUGCGCUGAAAUGUACACCAGACUGCGCCGCCGCGAAGCGUCGCGCACAGCUGGCUGAGGCUCUCGGCAUCGCACCCGAUAAACGGGGGUCCCCGCCUGCGCUGGGCCAAGGCCGCGCGAUCACCUACUCCGACGAGCUGCUUGUGUCGGCACGCCGGGAGGGCCCUAAGUUCGUCGCGCUCGCUGAGAAGGCGCUCGCGGAUUUUGUCAACGGCGACCGCUCGACGCAGGUUCUCCCGCACAUGCCGCCGGAGCGCCGCGGGCUCGUGCAGGGCCUCGCAAGUGUUUACCGCCUCGAUGCAACUAUGGUCGACGCGGAGCCGCACCGGAGCGUGCAGCUCGGGAGACGCAUCGACUGCCGCGUGCCCGUUCCUCUCCUCUCCCAGGUCGUGUUCGGCGCCGACAGCGGGGAGAAGAAGGGGCUCGGGAGGCUGACCGAUCUACGGGGCGGGAAGCUGCCUGUCGCGUAUGGUGUCUCUGCGAGCGGGUCAAGCACUCCGCUCACGUCUACUAGACCGAAUGCGUGGACGAGCGUCGUUUCUCGACCCGCCAGCAGCUCCACCCCUCCGGUAGCCAGUGGGUGGACGACACCCCGGUCUAGCUCACCGGCGCCUGUCACUGGAAGACUUGAUGUGGUGGCUGCUAGUAGACAUGCAGCCGCUGCUCGCACGAGUGCUAGUGCUUUGGUUACGAGCGGGCCGCCUUCGCGCCAAAGGACACCCGUGACAGAACCGGUGUCAGCCCCGACACCUGCUCCACCGCCGGUUCCUGCAGAAGACGUCCCCAAUGACUGGGAGGACGACGCUUAGAUCAGUAGAUUAUUUACACACCGUGUAGACCAAUAAUUAUUCAUCAUGGCUGUAGUGUACAACGAUGUGCUAUUAGAAAUGUUAAGCACGCUGCUAUUGUGUGCGAUUGAUGGGAGCAUGGG
Coniophora puteana RWD-64-598 SS2 is the source of this 3619-nucleotide messenger RNA. RefSeq lists its product as uncharacterized. The transcript has 4 exons. Gene Ontology annotation, cellular component: nucleus. The record is from RefSeq and is a predicted model, not a curated record. The coding region runs from base 9 to 3497 and encodes 1162 amino acids. Gene Ontology annotation, biological process: negative regulation of transcription by RNA polymerase II. NCBI's taxonomy places the organism in Eukaryota, Fungi, Basidiomycota, Agaricomycetes, Boletales, Coniophoraceae. Gene Ontology annotation, molecular function: DNA-binding transcription factor activity, RNA polymerase II-specific; RNA polymerase II transcription regulatory region sequence-specific DNA binding; zinc ion binding.